Lampris incognitus (smalleye Pacific opah) is the source of this 9501-nucleotide messenger RNA. RefSeq names its product E3 ubiquitin-protein ligase SMURF2-like. The coding region runs from base 411 to 2780 and encodes 789 amino acids. Lineage: Eukaryota; Metazoa; Chordata; Actinopteri; Lampriformes; Lampridae. Gene Ontology annotation, molecular function: protein binding; ubiquitin protein ligase activity. The transcript is spliced from 23 exons. Gene Ontology annotation, biological process: negative regulation of BMP signaling pathway; ubiquitin-dependent protein catabolic process. The record is from RefSeq and is a predicted model, not a curated record.
CGCAGACGGCUCGCCGGGGCCGCGCACUCUCCCCCGCCGUGCGUCCGGAGCAGAGGCCGAAGCGCUGAGCCGUGCAGCGGUGUGAUCGUUCGGGCCACCGGCGGUCAGCUGUGGGGGACGAGGCGCUGCGGGGGGAUUUGCCCUCUUUUUUCUGACACGCGCUCCCGCGGAACGUGACCGGCGCGGGGCGCGGGGCGGCUGCACACCUUGCCCCGUGUCCAGCUCGCAGAGGCGGCGGCGGCGGGAGUUCCGCCAUGGUGGCGGCAUCACGGAGCCUGCUAAGCCGCACCGCUAGCCGGAGGAGGCACCUCGGGAGCCUGUAGUUGUGAGGGGAAGAGUCGGGCAGCCGACACAUGUGUUGAGAUAUCUGUUUUAGGCGUUUCUUCAUCGGACGGGAAGGAAACGGGGGAAUGUCUAACCAAGGGCUUCGGAGAAACGGCCCGGUUAAACUGCGCUUGACAGUUCUGUGUGCCAAGAACCUGGCAAAGAAAGACUUCUUCCGGUUGCCAGAUCCCUUCGCAAAAGUAGUGGUGGAUGGCUCUGGGCAGUGCCACUCCACCGAUACCGUGAGGAAUACGCUGGACCCCAAGUGGAAUCAACAUUACGACCUCUACAUCGGAAAGUCGGACUCCAUUACCAUCAGUGUGUGGAACCACAAAAAGAUCCAUAAGAAGCAGGGUGCCGGCUUCCUUGGCUGUGUCCGCCUCCUCUCUAACGCCAUCAACAGACUCAAAGACACUGGCUAUCAGAGGCUGGACUUAAAUAAGCUGGGCCCAAAUGACAACGAUACUGUGAGAGGACAAAUAGUUGUGAGUCUCCAGUCGAGGGAUCGCAUUGGGACGGGAGGGCCGGUGGUGGACUGCAGUCGCCUGUUUGACAAUGACCUACCUGACGGCUGGGAGGAGAGGAGGACGGCGUCUGGGCGCAUCCAGUACCUGAACCACAUCACUCGCACCACACAGUGGGAGAGACCUACCAGGCCGGCAUCAGAGUACUCCAGCCCGUCGGGAAGACCGCUGAGCUGUGUGGUAGAUGAGAACACGCCCGUGAUGACCCCCGUAAACGGGGCAGUAGCCAGUGGACCCCAGGGAGACCAGCGGCUCCAAGAGAGACGGGUCCGAUCGCAGCGUCACCGGAACUACAUGAGCCGCACCCACCUGCACACGCCGCCUGACCUCCCUGAAGGAUAUGAGCAAAGAACAACCCAGCAGGGACAGGUCUACUUCCUGCACACCCAGACUGGAGUCAGCACCUGGCACGAUCCCCGAGUUCCCAGGGACCUUAGCAAUGUGAACUGUGAGGAGCUCGGUCCUCUGCCUCCGGGCUGGGAGAUCAGGAACACCGCCACUGGCCGGGUCUACUUUGUCGACCACAACAACCGAACGACGCAGUUCACGGACCCGCGACUCUCCGCCAACCUCCACCUCGUCCUCAACAGCCCAAGUCCAAAUGGUUCCCGUGUGGCCAUGGACAGCCAGAACACUAACCUCAGGCUGCCUCAGAUGAACCUCAGCUUACAGCCAGCUGAGCCUGUCUGUCUCUCUCUACUGCUGAACCCUCCCUACUUUGGAGACUGUCUUACCAACCAGUUGGGCACAACUUUCUGCUUUCUCGCUGUAGCCGCCUCUCCCGCCGUCCCCAGCCUGCUAUGUAAGCAGAACAAGGAUGGCAUUGUAGAGCGCAAGAGAAAAGAGACAGGCUGGCAGAUAACAGAGGAGUCGUAUCGACAGGAGUCGUAUCGACGGGAGUCGUAUCGACAGGUGAUGAAGAUGCGUCCGAAGGAUCUGUGGAAGAGACUGAUGGUGAAAUUCAGAGGAGAGGAGGGACUAGACUAUGGAGGGGUGGCAAGGGAGUGGCUUUAUCUGCUGUCCCACGAGAUGUUGAACCCCUACUACGGCCUGUUCCAGUACUCUAGAGACGACAUCUACACCCUGCAGAUUAACCCCGACUCUGCAGUCAACCCGGAGCACCUGUCGUACUUCCACUUCGUGGGCCGUAUCAUGGGCAUGGCGGUGUUCCACGGCCACUACAUCGACGGGGGCUUCACCCUGCCCUUCUACAAACAGCUGCUGGGGAAACCCAUCACCCUGGACGACAUGGAGUCUGUGGACCCAGACCUGCACAACAGCCUCGUGUGGAUCCUGGACAAUGACAUCACAGGCGUCCUCGACCACACCUUCUGUGUGGAGCACAAUGCCUAUGGAGAGAUCAUCCAACAUGAGCUCAAACCUAACGGCAAGAGUGUCCCCGUCACAGAGGACACCAAGAAGGAGUACGUGAGGUUGUAUGUGAACUGGCGGUUCCUGCAUGGCAUCGAGGCCCAGUUUCUGGCCCUGCAGAAGGGCUUCAACGAGGUCAUCCCACAGCACCUGCUCAAAGCCUUCGACGAGAAGGAACUGGAGCUGAUCGUUUGCGGGUUGGGGAAGAUCGACAUCACAGACUGGAAGUCCAACACACGUCUGAAGCACUGCACCCCUGACAGCAACAUCGUCAAGUGGUUCUGGAAGGCGGUGGAGUCCUACGAUGAGGAGAGGAGGGCCCGGCUGCUGCAGUUUGUCACCGGCUCAUCCAGAGUACCUCUGCAAGGCUUCAAGGCUCUACAGGGUGCUGCGGGGCCUAGACUCUUCACCAUUCAUCAGAUUGAUGCCAAUACCAACAAUCUACCCAAAGCCCAUACCUGCUUCAACCGGAUUGACAUUCCUCCCUACGAGAACUACGACAAGCUAUACGACAAGCUGCUGACCGCCAUCGAGGAGACCUGCGGUUUCGCAGUGGAAUGAGGAGCAUGUUGGCGGCGUGUGAGCGCGCGUGCGGGUGAUUCGCAGGUAUCGCCUCAGAAUCAAAGCGACACAACCCGCGUGGGCCGUCAUGGUCACCACCCGUCUCAGAAGGACUCGCUUCAGUCAACAGACUGCGCCCCCCUCAGCCAGCCGGGCGGCACGGCAGGAUGCAGACGACAGUCUCCUUCCUCCCCGGCCUCUCGUCCAUGUUCUUCCUUUUUCUUUUUAGCUGCUGCUAGAGACUCGAAGGUUUCCUCACCCACAAAUCCCUGUCAAGAAUGUUGCGUAGGCUACUUUCUCAUGUUUUUCAUUUCCGAGUUAUUUAACGGGGGCUCGAACGGUGAAAUGUCGGAGCAGAAGCGGCCGGGUUCGAGUUCAGAAAAUAAGGUUUUUGUUAUUCUUGUGUUACUCUUUGUGUGUGGUGUCGCAGAUGGCCAGUUUGCUUUCAUGUCCUCACCUUUUGCAUCAGGAAAAGGAAAUGGUGAUGGUCUCAUUGGUUUGAAUGACCGCGAGGUAUUCCCGCUUUCAUGCCACUCAAUUCAGGAAGUGGAUUUUCUUUGAAACUUAACAGCUUAGUUUUUUGUUUUGUUUUUUACUUUACAAAAGUCCUGAUGUUGAUUUGACAGCGUCGAGUCGUUGAACUGGUUGAGUUGAGCCCAUUCCUGCUACUGAACUCUGCACAUAGGUAGCCAUAUCUUGCCCAUAACAGCCAUGUUAACCUCAGCCAGUAAACCCUCCACCCUCAUGGCCACAUGGCCGGCGAGCGUCAGCUCAUCAGAGCGCCGCUGGUCCCUCAUACCUCAGCAUCUCCGUCUUGGAGCUUCGUUUCAAAAUGGUCGCAGUCUUAGAAAAAAGCAGAUAGGACGAGUGUGUUGUGAAAAGUGAGCGCCCGUUGUUCUUUUUCGUCAUUCAUGACUCGUUAUUAACCAGCUGUCACACGGUAACUAGUAACUUGACUCGUUAUUAACCAGAUGUCACAUGGUAACUAGUAACUUGACUCGUUAUUAGCCAGAUGUCAUACGGUAACGAGUAACUUGACUCGUAAUUAACCAGAUGUCACAUGCUAACUAGUAACUUGACUCAUUAUUAACCAGAUGCCACAUGCUAACUAGUAACUUGACUCGUUAUUAACCAGCUGUCACACGGUAACUAGUAACUUGACUCGUUAUUAACCAGCUGUUACACAGUAACUUGACUCGUUAUUAACCAGCUGUUACACGGUAACUAGUAACUUGACUCGUUAUCAGCCAGAUGCCACAUGCUAACUAGUAACUUGACUCGUUAUUAGCCAGAUGUCACACGGUAACGAGUAACUUGACUCAUUAUUAACCAGAUGUCACACGGUAACGAGUAAUUUGACUCGUUAUUAGCCAGAUGUCACGCGGUAACUAGUAACUUGACUCGUUAUUAACCAGCUGUUACACAGUAACUAGUAACUUGACUCGUUAUUAACCAGAUGUCAAAUGGUAACUAGUAACUUGACUCAUUAUUAGCCAGAUGCCACAUGGUAACUAGUAACUUGACUCGUUAUUAGCCAGAUGUCACACGGUAACUAGUAACUUGACUCAUUAUUAACCAGAUGUCACACGGUAACGAGUAACUUGACUGGUUAUUAGCCAGAUGUCACUCGGUAACUAGUAACUUGACUCGUUAUUAGCCAGUUGUCACACGGUAACGAAUAACUUGACUGGUUAUUAGCCAGAUGUCAUUCGGUAACUAGUAACUUGACUCGUUAUUAACCAGAUGCCACUUGGUAACUAGUAACUUGACUCGUUAUUAACCAGAUGCCACUCGGUAACUAGUAAUGUGACUCGUUAUUAACCAGAUGCCACUCGGUAACUAGUAACUAGACUCGUUAUUAACCAGAUGUCACGCGGUAACUAGUAACUAGACUCGUUAUUAACCAGAUGUCACAUGGUAACUAGUAACUAGACUCGUUAUUAACCAGAUGUCACGCGGUAACUAGUAACUAGACUCGUUAUUAACCAGAUGCCACUUGGUAACUAGUAAUGUGACUCGUUAUUAACCAGAUGCCACUCGGUAACUAGUAACUUGACUCGUUAUUAACCAGAUGCCACUCGGUAACUAGUAACUAGACUCGUUAUUAACCAGAUGUCACGCGGUAACUAGUAACUUGAAUAUUACUCGAAGAAACGUGUCACUACAAGCCAGCAGUUCUGCAACCGAAGACGUCGUGCGUUCUUUGGCGUUAUGGGAUGCGUCAUUUUGAAAUGGUUCUCCAAACGGCCGCGUCGCUCCGGUGUUUUGUGACUUUUGUGACCCUGAGAGAAGCGUGAACAGUUUUGGGGGGAAGCUGCGCCGUAGUGAUGAGCGUGAAGACAGUACGGAGCGAGCCUUUUUCCUGAUUCUCUGCACAGUGCGGCCGCCGCUUUUGCAAAUGUGUGUAUCCAGGUUGUUGUGCGUGCGUGUGUGUGUGUGUGUGUGUGUGUGUGUGUGUGUGUGUGUGUGUGUGCAUUUUCAGUUGUACCCACUUGUAAGCAUGCGAGGGUUGACGUUGGAUGGCAUCAUCCCUGCUAGGACUAUAACAUCUGUUUCACACCACAGAACUGGUCUGGACCUGACAGGGGGGGACCUUGUUCAUCUGGUUUUCAUAAAGGUUUUCUUCAGCACAGCUGCAAGCAUGCAGGAUCCAGUCCGCUGCUGAACAGCAGGGUUCUGACCAGCCGCUGCUGAACAGCACGGUUCUGACCAGCCGCUGCUGAACAGCACGGUUCUGACCAGUCCGCUGCUGAACAGCAGGGUUCUGACCAGCCGCUGCUGAACAGCACGGUUCUGACCAGCCGCUGCUGAACAGCACGGUUCUGACCAGUCCGCUGCUGAACAGCACGGUUCUGACCAGUCCGCUGCUGAACAGCAGGGUUCUGACCAGCUGCUGCUGAACAGCACGGUUCUGACCAGUCUGCUGCUGAACAGCACGGUUCUGACCAGCUCGUUUGUGAAAAGGGCACGGCUGCUUAAGGGACCAGGCUUGGUAGAAGUUAUUGAAGGGAGAAGUGGGUUUUGUCUUGCGACAUCCAUUCUGAAAGGCAGAACGUUCUCUCUGCAUGUCCUCCCUUCCUCUUCCCCUCCCUCCUCCCCUUCCUCUUCCCCUUCCUCUUCCCCUCCCUCCUCCCCUUCCUCUUCCCCUUCCUCUUCCUCUUCCUCUGUCUUCUUUUAGAGCACUUUACAAAAGAGUGGCGACAGCAGGCGAUGCUUUCUUCAUGUUAGUUGAAAUAUUAUCUUAAAUUUUCUGUGUUUAUUUGCAACCAUACAACUGCAUUAGAAAUACAGAGAAAAAAAAUCUUUAUAUAUACAUAUAUACACACACACACACACACAUAUAUAUAUAUAUAUAUAUAUAUAUAUGUAGAAAUACAUAGCUAUUUUGUGUAUGGCUGCUUGUUCUUUCUAUUCCUUUUAAAUGCAAGCAUGUUGGUGUCUGUCAUAGACCUCUUUAAAUUCUCAGGUGAAUUCAUCCUUCUUCUUUUUUUAUUUGUCGGCUAAUAUGUGAAGAGGGAGAAUGAGAGUAUGAACGGAGCUAAACUGAAACGAAUGAAACAAGUUGAGAGUCGCUGUUCGAAACCGAGGCGGCGCGUGUUGUUUCAGGUUAAAGGAAGGUUUCUUUUUGUUUUAACAUUUUCACUUAUUGGCGCACAUAACGGAGGAUCAUAAACAGUCGACCACAUCGGCUGCGUAUUAUCAGUAGUGUAUCUCAAGAGCCAUGUAGCCAGUGGACACAGGAGGUCGGGAGGGCCUUGGUUCCCGGAGCAAAAAAAUCCCAGUCCUGUUUCCCAUAGAAAACGUGACUGGCUGUUCGAGCACUUAUCCGAAAGAGUCAGAAACACUUCAUUUGUCCUUUCAUUUCACGUACUUGCACAAAUGAAAUGGAACAUGGUUUCCCCAGCCCACAGCAGUGCAACACAAAGCAGUGCAACACAACGACAAGAACUACAGGAACACAUAUAUCCAAACCAACACAUACAGCUUAUCCAAAAAAAAACAAUCACUGUCCAGGGGAACGAAUGCCAGCCAGGAUGACUGUCCGAACGGCUGGUCUGCAUGGGCUAGCAGUUAGCUUAGCCUGCCCGCCUCCGUGUCCUGUCAGACCGCCCUCGGUGCUUCCUCUUGGGGCACAGCUCAAGGCAGGGCCGUGUCCCUGGGCCUACAGGACACAGCAGACCAAGCUCCCUCAGCCGAUCCAACGCCAGCUCUCCGAGCCAGACACCUUCAACACACCUCAGUGCAGCACAUCCUUGCAGUGCAGCACAGCCAGGAUGACCGUUGGACCUGCAGCUCUGCAUGGGCUAGCAGUUAGCUUAGCCUGACCCACUUCUGCAUCCUGUCAGACCGCCCUCGGUGUUUCCUCUUGGGGCACAGCUCAAGGCAGGGCCGUGGUCCUUGGGCCUACAGGACACAGCAGACCAAGCUCCCUCAGCCGAUCCAACAGCAGCUCUCCCAGCCAUCAAACGAAGACAAACUUAGACGCAGACAAGGACAAAGACCCUGCAUGGACGGUACUGGGCGAGGCCACCACAAAUGUGAAUUCGUGCCGCCAUCUUCCCACACCGGUACUGGGUGAGGCCGCUGCAAACUUGGAUUUGCACCACCAUCUUCCCAAACCGGAAGUGGAAGCGGAUUUAUAACAUUUGGAUGGUUGUGAAUUGUGGAAUCGUCGGCAUAAACAAUUAGGAUCUACGUUAAACAACUCUGAUUUGUUAGGAAAAAAAAAGUCAAGGAUACACGACCGUGUACAUACCAGACAAUUCAACUAUGAAUCCCAAGGUGCAUUGCAUUUAAGAACCAUCCAGUCACGGAGCUUAACAUUCUGUGGACUGCGCCGGUGAAGCUUUGUAGCUCCCUGACCCCUUUUUAAUAAACUAAUUCAGCAGUAAUUUCAAUCAAUUCAACAACAAGAACUUUAGUGUUUAUUUUAUUUCUUUCCUUAUGUAGUUCCUGGCUGCUGCCACCAGUCUGAAGUGCAUCGAUGUGCAUUCUACCACUGUCCUCUGAUUGUCCUCUGCGUAGUCCCAGCCACUGUGGCUCGUGGGUAUAGCAGUUGUUGACAUACCUUGCCUGUCGCCCAGCUACUGCCGGGAUAGGCUCCAGCAUCCCCGCGAGCCUGAGAGGAUAAGCGGUCUGGAUAAUGGUUGGAUGGACGGAUGGAUGGAUGGAUUUCUCUAAAACGAAAUGGAAGCAUCAUUAGCAGUGGCCAUGGAACAACACUACAGUAUCACGUGGUCGUUGGAGGGAAUGUCGUGUUUCUGUGUGGAGUAUUAUUGCGGUAAUCAUUAAAAAGUAGAAAUUUCCAAUGGGUAGAUCGGAAUGGGGAAAAGUCUCCUGGGAACCAGCAGCCCUGCCAACUUCUCCACUUUACGUUACUUGGUGGAAAUGUUCGUCAAAAGGAAAUUCCACUUCAAACCGAGGAGAGGCCACAGUUAGGACCCCCGCCCACUUUCACCUUUUCUCUAAACUCCUGCAUGAACAAGCUGCUCUAAAGAUAAAGCCUAUUUAUUUGCCAUUUAUUACUUUUGUUUUAGCAACUUGUAAAAUUCAGUUUGCUCUUCUUCACGCUGCCUACUGUCAGUAGCAAUCGAUUGCAACCGCUACGCACCUAAUGUUCAAAAAGCUUGUUUCUUCUUCUAUUUUUUAAUUUUUGUAGGUGUACUUUCUAGAAACAAAAAGCUCAGAGACUCAUGGAGACAAGUACCUUGAGAUGGUGCUCGGUGUACAGAACCAAGUGUUGUUCAUAUUUGUCUGUGGAUUGCAGUUAACAACCUUAGAUUUUUACCUUUAAAAACCUGACUCAGAAACUACAUAGAAAUGCAUUAACAGGUGUUUUUGUCACACAUUUAUGCACACUUGGGUUCCAAGUUGUAAUCUAUGGCAACUUUCUAAUUUUUACCAAAUAACCAAUGGACUGAUUGAGCUUCAUGUAGACGUAUGCAAAGUUGUUUAUAUGCACACGUUUAAUACUCGUGACCGGUGUACACACAGUCUGCUUCCACCUGUACUUCUUUUUCUAUCGGCAACAAGUUGUCUUGGCUUUGGUUCAGUCCCCAGUGAAGAAAAGAUCGGAGGACAAAGAAAACCAAACUAGACAAGCCAGACAGUUACAUGAGACUGUUGUUCAGCGUCUCCAGACACUUCAUAAAAAGGUUGUAUCAUGCGGUCUGAGUCUCGGUCUAAUUAGAGAGAGCUAUUGUAUAAAGUGGCCAAAUGUUUUCCGAAUUGGAUCAAAAUCUCAACUCGCAACGCUGAUGUUGAUGAAUACAUAUUUAUAUUCAGUAACGCACAUGUUGCCUCUCUUUUCUGUGUUUGAUUGAUUCCACUCCACAGAUCGGUGUAUUAUUCUUUUUAACAAGCACUUUUCUGUCUGGGCUUCUAUGUGACUUUUCACCUCUGCUACGGGCACAUUCAUGUGUGCAUGCGUGUGACUUCUUCUAAUUCAGCUCCCAAGGAAAAAAAAUUAAGUUCUUACAAUUUUGAAAAAAAAUAAAUGAAAAAUCAGUGUUUUACGUCUUUUCAUUGCCUGCUUUUUUUGUAUUUAUUGUUGCAGUGUGUGCUCAUGGUUUUUCACAUCCGCUGCUCUGUGAGCUUAUAACUGACACCUGUACAUAAGGACAGUAAAAAAGGCGGAAUAUUAAACAUUCUUGUACCCUUGCAGAAAGCUGAGCAAUAAAACUAUGCUGUCAGGAGCCGACAGCGUUAUGUUUUACAGAAA